Aspergillus bombycis is the source of this 2076-nucleotide messenger RNA. RefSeq lists its product as uncharacterized. The transcript has a single exon. NCBI's taxonomy places the organism in Eukaryota, Fungi, Ascomycota, Eurotiomycetes, Eurotiales, Aspergillaceae. The record is from RefSeq and is a predicted model, not a curated record. Bases 1 to 2076 code for a protein of 691 amino acids.
AUGGAGGAGUUGGACCACAAUGCUCAAUUAACUGGGUCCACAGCCUCGCCACGGGAGGAAUCAGACCUCUGUUUGUAUGUUCCUACCGAUGAACCGCCAUCGACGAUAGAGACAGCCCAUCUAGUUCACCGAAUUCCGGACCACAAUGAGGCCAGCUCCACACAUGGAGAUACGCAUAUACUAGCUCAAGACUGCGGUUACAAUUCCUCGGCAUCGUCAACGGAACGAUCUUCUAGCGACUAUCUGGGCGGGGAUGUAGAUUAUGAAGAGCUACGGGACGCGAAUUCAAGAGCAUCGAGCCGUUCCUCGAUUUCCUCCAUUCCUGCUUCGGUGCUUACCAAUCCCACCAGUGGGGUGAAAUCAGCCGUCGUGCACAGGUCGCAGCAAGAUAUGCUUUCACAUUCGUGGGGCGAUCAUAACGAUAACGAGCCUGAGGAAAUGGAAGAACAGCUGAGAUUGACAUCUAUGGUUCGGAAGCACCACAGUGUCUUCCGAAAGUCCAGUUCGGUCAGAGCGAUGCAAAUGCACACCGAGGAUGAGGGUGACGGCGAGUACUUGACACCACCGAAACGCAGGGGAGGGCAUCGCAUGUCAGAUGGCUCAUCACAGCUAAAGCGAUCUUCAUACUACUCGCCAACCGGACUCGUGGCGAAGCAAAAAUCCCAAAAAGAUUAUCCCCUCGUACUACUACAUUGUAACUUGCUCCCACCGUCGCUUCCUAUCCCGGGAUUAGUGGACUAUCCGGACCAAAAAAUCUUGAGGGAAGUAUUGCCGACGGAGUAUUGGAAGCGGUGGAAAUUACUGGAGGAAAAGAUUGGAUCUGUGGUGCUACGGGAACGGGGUGUUCUUAUUUCACAUCCUGAGGAUAUGUACGAUCUUCUUGAGGAGAGGCUGUUGGAGAGUUUGGAGUUGCAACGCCCAAGGUUUGACCAUGGGCACUUUUUGGGUCAUGAAGAGACUGAUACAGACAGAGAUAGCCAGUCUAUGGCGGAGGAGAGCGCAACAGACGAUGAACAAGGUGAGCAAUGCCCAGACUGUGGAGGGCGCGUCGUCCGACAUGGUGAGGCCGGCCGAAAGUGGGAAAUCAGGGUGUUCGCAGCCAACGGGCUGAUGAGAGGUGGAGCAUGGGCUGCAGCUUGGAGAGAAAUGGAAAAAGUAGAUGUGGAAGUUGGUCUCUGGCUACCAUCCGAAGUGAGAAGAGAUUUAGAGAAGAGAUUGCUCGAAGGCGACUUAUCUCAUCCGGGUAACCAACUUCAAGUGUCACAGUUACAGGAGCCUGCCAAUGACAGGCCCACAAACAUCCACACUGAUCCAGCCCAUUCACAGACACCAGUUCUUGAAGAUGGCAAGCCCAAGUUUCUCAAUGCUACAAGAGUUGGGAGAUCCAGCUUGUCACCGGCUCCAGAAAAGAUUGUGCCUCAAGAGCAGCAGCAAUCUGGUAGGCCAUCCUACCCUCGAAGUCCAGCAGCAGAGAUCGAACUUCAAACCCUUUUAGUGAACUACAUUCGUGUGUUAGCCAGUGAUCGCCGCAACGUUACAAUUGCGCUUCUCACUGUCUUGGUGGUUUUCUUUGCUCUCAACACCAGACCCACAGCAACUCCAGCACAUCUACAACCGUUUCCUCCGGACAUGUUGGAGAUGGUUCCCCGGUCAACUAUAUCUCCUCUACAACACUCAUCAGUGAUCUGGGAGAAUCCUACAGGGAGCAUAAAAGAAGGUGUGGCGACUUCGGAAGUACGAGCAGCAGCUGUUUCAUUUGAGCAGCAAUAUCUCCCUCCCGCUCCUACUCAACCAAUGAGCCCUGACAGUACUAAUCUCCAAUACAGUGACGCUUCCGAGGUGGGUCUUGCCAAGCCAGAACAAUCAUCGUCUGAGGCUGAGGCCCACUCUGAAGGAACCACAGCUGUAACCUCCCGGAGCGUUGUUGAAAAGCAUUCUUCCUCGACGUGGCCACUGAUCCCAGCCGUUCACCCAGUCCUACCUGAGGCACAGACAGAUCACAGUGAAAUGACCGAAAAAGCGGACCCUAUCCCAGAAGUCCUCAAGAACAGUGGUGGAGAAUCGUCGGCUAUUUGA